Phymastichus coffea is the source of this 6238-nucleotide messenger RNA. RefSeq lists its product as uncharacterized. Gene Ontology annotation, molecular function: protein binding. The record is from RefSeq and is a predicted model, not a curated record. Bases 461 to 6238 code for a protein of 1925 amino acids. NCBI's taxonomy places the organism in Eukaryota, Metazoa, Arthropoda, Insecta, Hymenoptera, Eulophidae. The transcript is spliced from 11 exons.
GUCAGUGUAGUAGCAGCAGAGUAGCAGCAGCUUCUCUCGCGCACAUAGUCAGUGCCGCGAAAUUCUUGCACGGAGGCUAUAACGAUCAAUAAUUUAUCUUUCAAAAAGCAAUACAACUUUGUAAUAUAGGCAGUAGCCGCAAAGUUGAUAGAGUAGUCUUAUCGAAUGUGGGCAAGUGCACUUGUGUCUUGAGAACGAGUAUUGACACCAUAUGAUUGCUAAUUUAACCAAUAUUCACACAACUGACAGCGUAAUAAAGAGGCUGCUCUACAACUUGAAACUCUAUGCAACAAAGAUUUGAAUUGAUUUUAAAUGAUUUUUACUAUUUUUCCUGGACUAUUGGUACGACAUUGCAAAGAAAUCGUCAUCAUGAGGAAUCUGCUACUAACAAGCGAUCAUGUAACCAUUGCUCGAGAAAUGCGGCAGUGUGAGUAGUUAAGAAAAACUUACCAGAAGCAUUAUGGCUGAUUCAGGAUUAGAAACAGGUUCUGUGACUAGUCCGCAAGGGACGAUUUCCGAGAAUUCGAGCACAGACCUUGACGAGCCAAACGAAUCGGAAAUAACAAUAAAGACUGAGCAAGUUCCAAAAAUUGGUAAUUUUUGCAUGACAGCAUACGAUUACAGAGAUUCAACGAGAGAAAAUACAGCAGUUAGGGAUGAAAUUGCGGAAUACGAGAAUCGCGUAUUGAGCGAUCCUUUUUACGAGUUGAACGGUGAAAGCGACAACGACGACGAUCAAGCAAGCGUUCACGGGCCUGCUUCAUCGUUGCAAUUCUCUUCUCAGCCCAACUCGUUUUAUUUGGAUAAUCGUAAUAAUGGGCCAACGAAAGAGGGCCCAUUGAAGAGAGACAUCAUUCAAAACGGAAAAGAGGACGACAUUCGCGUUGGGCAGUCGCAGUCGCCGCCACCACCAAAACGCCAGGCGAGCAACUCGUCGGUGAACAAUUACUACUUUAUAGACGCGUCGAGUCUGAACGACGAUAUAGACGUGAACACGAGCAACAUCGUCGGCUACCCAAACGAAGAUAAUACGAGACUCAAUUGGUCGAAUCCUCAAAUGCCGACGAAUUGCUACUCUUCGUCGCCGAAAUUCAGCUGCAUCUACUUGAACGACGACCCGGUGAAACUACCCAGUCGAAUGAGCAUGAGCGCGCAGAGCCGUUACGACGUGGGUUACGGCUACAAACCCAGCGCUGGCGCGGACUCAAAGAAGGAGGCGGAGGAGUCGGUGAGCAACGACAAGGAGUCACUGGCGGUAGAGAUCAAAGAGGCCGACAGCGGGGAGAGCGCCCAGCACUCGCCUUGCCCCGACAACACCAAAAUCAACGCCGCCAAGGAUGAGGAGACGAUGGCAGCGCGCCGGGCAUCGCUUAUCCGGCGCAACACUUUUGAACUGGAGGCCACCGACGAGAAGCUGUCAAGCUUGCGCCAAGAGUACGAGCGCCGCCAGGGCAGCUUGGUCUUCCAGAACUCCAUUACCCAAUACUCGCAGCAUCGCAUCGACGACGACGCCGUCCCGCCUUACUAUGAGGUUAGCGGCUUCGACGGCGGUGACGGCUUGGCACCCGACAAGUACAGGCUCGACACCAGCCGGAAGGAUGCCAGUGCUGUGCUACCGGGGACCUGCGGUGGCCUGGCUAGGAGUGCCAGUGAUAAGUUGCUAAAGCGUCUGGUAACCGGUGACGCCGAUGCAGCUUUCAGCAGCCUGCCUCUUAGCAUCAAUGAUGAGCUCGGGCCCACCGCCGCUGCCGUCAAGUCACGGAUCCGCCGUAACGACGCGGCGCCCAUCAUCUCCGGCGGCUCCAGUAGCUCGGACUUUCGUAAACCGACCGACAGCCCAACUGUAAAGCGCAAGACCGAGUCCACACCUAUACUGUCAGGCGGCUCGGUGCUGAUGGCACUCGCCGAAACUGCGCAGCCCAAGUCCAAGCCCAAGUCACAGCUGCCGUCGUCAACAGCCGCUUGGGUUGUCGACAUGAGCGACUGCCGAGGCAGCGGCACCGAUGGCCCCACGGCUGCUGCGCAGAGAUCUGUCAUGUCAGCGAGCUUCGGUUCCUCGACGACCUCGGCGUCCUCGAGGGAGCGAGAGCGCGAAAGGCAGCCCUCAAGCCUCGGCUACUUCGUUAACCUAGAUGAGGUGCAGAGCGGCGAUGACAAGCGAGAGCGGGUCAAGCCCGCGCUAGAGGCCAAGCACAGGCGCAGGCCAAGUGACAGUUCCAGGAGUUACUGCGAGUUUUUCGUCGACCUAUCGGAGAGGCCGAGUGGCGAUAAGGAGCGGACCAGCGAGGGACCCGAGUUGCAAGCCGCGACUGCUCUUUGCGAUUCCAACGACGCCACUGGUAAAAAGAACAUGUUCUCUAUGUUCAUCAACUUGAACGACGUCGCAGCGGGCAAGCCCUCGCAGAAGCCCAAUCAGAUCGCUAAAUCAAGCUCGUUCUCCAAGCUGGCUGAGAAGCGCCAAGAGCUUGCGCAAAAGCUUGACUCCGGGAUGGAGGCACCCGCCGAGCAGAAGAAACCUAAAUCAGGCGUGUUCAUGUUCAUCGAGUCCGACUCACCGAUUGUUAGGCGGCGCACGAUGUCGAGCUCGCGGCCGGCAUUCAAGCGCCACUCCUGGAACAUGGACAAGAGCCAGGAGCAGUUGUUACCGAGCGGCAACGAGCAGCAACAGCAACAGCAGCCGCCACCGCCGCCGCCACCACAGCCGCCGUCGUCGUCGUCGGAUCUCGUUGCUAAGCGCUUACACAAGCGCGCUCACAGUUUGUCGGUCGAUCGCAACACUACGCAGGAUUUGCGCAAGAUGCUCGCACAUAAGUCCAGCACCUCUAGUCACUUGCUCAACGAAGAGCUCAACAUGGUUGAGUCGCUGCAGACGGAGCAGCAAAAGCAGCACCAGCAGCAGCAAGGUGACGAACGCAAAGACGAUGCCUUCGACUACGACAUUAGAGAUACGCCCCCAAAUUCACACGUCGAGAUUAUCGACGAAGAACUGCUCGUCAGCCUGAAGAACAGGAACUACCAGGAGCUCGACGCCAUUAAUGAUCAGACAGCCACUGGCGAUAAGAGCCGCAAGCCAGAUGAUUGUGCUUCCGAGAACUCCCUGUGGGAUAAAACACCGACUGACAACACCGAAACUCAACAAACGCAUAAAAGCGAGACUUUUGACAUUAGCAGCAGCACUACUGGUCCAUCUUCUUCCAGCGACAAUGUCGAGUUUAAACUACCCGAUCUUCUCGACGUCACGCAAAAUAAGUUAACGAAUAAUACGCUGAAACAUAUCAGUCUGGAAAAUUCGCGAAACGAGAAUAACCACGAAAAAAUUACCAAUUCCAAUGGCGUCAAUGCUGCUGCUACCAACACCUCAAGCUUCGUGAAGCUUUCCGAUUUGGAUAAAAAGCCUCCUUCAACCAGUACAAACUCAGGCACGCCGGCUUCGACGAGCCGUGAAACACCUUACAGAAUGAGUAUAAGCGUUACGGAAACCUCGUGGAUCGAGAACAGAUUGAUUAUGGCAAACAGAUCCGCCGCCGAUUUUCACAGGCCAUACAUAAAGAAGCUUCCAUUGAGUAUUCCAAAGUGUUCCAAAUUGGAUAUUUUCGAUGACUUUGGUGGCGAGGGAGACGUCGAAGCUGUGAUUUCUGAAUCAGAUAUAUCUAGUUUGCAGAGUAGUAUGGGUCGGUCCGGUCAAGGAAGUACCGAGGAAACGGAAACAUCGACAAGUUUCGCGCUAGGGAAACCGUAUAAUAGAUUAGGAGAAGAUCUACUUCGAAUGUUUUUAGACGAGAUCAAUCCCGAUGUGACUAUCGACGUGAGUGGUCGACGGAUAAGAGCCCACAAGUGUAUAUUGAGCUCUCGGUGUCAGUAUUUCGCAGCUAUCCUGAGUGGGGGUUGGAUCGAGUCUGCCGGCAAUGUCAUUUCCUUACAAGGGUACUCUUACAAUGCAGUUCACUUUGCACUUUGCCACAUAUACAGCGGUGAAAGCUGUAUACCAGACUCUAUAAGUAUCGUGGAAUUGGCGACGCUAGCAGAUAUGCUGUGUUUAGAGGGUCUGAAAGAAGUUAUAGGUUUCACUUUAAAGGUCAAAUACUGUCAUUUAUUCCAUAAACCUUGUAAAGGUUGCUCCGUUGGUGUCUUGGAGUGUAUGCCCCUAGCUGCUGCUUACGGUUUAGACGAAGUCUACCGAAAGUCCCUUAGGUGGGUAACACGACAUUUUGUCAGAAUAUGGCCAACUAAGGAAUUUGCAACUCUACCUCGAGAGUUAAUGGACAAGUGCUAUCAUCAGCAUAUUGUUCACAUGUCUACCGACAACGUACUGCAAACCAUUAUGGACUGCGACAAGCUUUUAACUACGUUACCAAAUGUUCGGUGGGCUGAGCCAGUUUUCCGUCUAGUUUCCAAUUUACUUGACGCCUCGAUGAAAUAUCUUACCGACAAUUUCGCCAGUGUGCUCGGCAACGACGGCUUCCAAGUGCUGGAUCGCGAAUUGACGUGGAACAUGAGUCGCUUGGAGGAUCAUUUACUGGCAGCCGCUGAAAGGCUACCGCCAGAGCAAGCUUGCAAAUCAUAUUCAAAGCUCGAUAAAAUUUUUACAGUGGCGCAAUUUGACAAUUCUCAGCGCGCUAAAUUCAAGUCGACUCCCUUGUUCAUGGAUUUAAUGGAGAAAAUCCGUACACAAGUGGAGAAAUGCCUGGUGCGUGACGCUGCAAGAGCUGCUAGAACCAACGCCUGGCUGAAAAUGGACUUGGAACUUCGUCGUCGCAUACAGGAGAUGGCCUGUCUGGUCAUACUGCCGAACGAGUCGACGAAGAGGCCCUCUAGACAUUCCAAUUUCAUGAAGGAGCCGAAAGAUCGCCAAGACAAUAAAACCACGGCAAGUCGUGUCACGACGACUACACGUAAUUUGGAUUUACGCCGAGUGAAGAUGGCGAUUUCCGAGCAUAACGACAGAACGCUUAAGCAGACGCCCUUGCUGCAGACUAGGAAGCUCAUGAAUAAACCGAAAACAGAUCCGCUCGAGAGGAAGUUACAAAAUGAUAAAUCAACGAACGACGUGAAUAGUGUAUCGAGGCCAAAGUCGUGGCCCAAUAAAAUUGAGGUAAAAUCACGAUACUUGGAACCAAGGAACAGGCCAAGCAUCAAAGAUUCGACGUUACAAUCGAAUCACGAAAAGGCGGUAGCUACGACAGGAACAGUUAAUCAGCAAAGGAAGAAGAUAUUGAUUUCGUCAUCGGAUUCGUCGCGAACGUCUAGUCCCGCCAUGAAACGUGCCGCAGAGAAAAAAGCCCUCGCAAAAGUCCCAAUGAAGAAAGACGGUAAAACUUUAUCCUCGGACAGCAUCAAUAGCAAUUCGGAGUCGAUGUCGCGCUUGGGUGCUCGAAAACAAGCCACUAGCAAAAGUUGCGGAAUAACGAGGGCUGAGUCGCCGUCACUGAAAGCAAAACACGCUGACACUGGUCUAUCGGUAGACUCGCUGUCCGAUUCCCAGAAGAAGGCGUUGAUCAAAGCGACCAAGUUGGACACAUCUACGGACAGCUUGGCAACUGAAACCACUUCGAUGGCCACUCCAAAAUCUACGAUCACCAAUAAAUCGUCUCCCAUUUUUGAUAAAGCAAUAACCAAUGUGAGCUUGAGUCAGAGACAAAGUUACGACAAAACGAAGAAAUCGUCGCCGCUAGCUCAGCAGCGUAGUAAUUCGUCGAACGCGACGCGUAGACCGGCUCGCUCGGUGGAGAGUUCGACUGCGGCUAGUCGGAGUAGGGCGGCCGCGACAGUUAGCAGCUACAGCGGCUCGUUAAAUUUAAGGAAGAGCCUCUUGGACGCGGCCAAAGCACCAGACAUUCCAAGUAAACCGGCAACGAAUCCUCUGGCGAUGACCAGGUCGACUUUUCGACAGUCGACCCUCUCGAUGAGAUCGUCAUUCACCGCGAAGGACAAGGUGCAGGAGAAAAAGUCGGAGGAUUUCAAUCAGAAAUCAAAUCUGAGUCCAGCCAGCAAGAGAUCCCCCCGAACCACUGUCAACUCUAGGCUAAGCAAAUCCAAUAUCGUUACAACUGGUAAGCAGAAAUUGACAAGUAAAAUCGAAGACAAGUCGUCCAACAAAAACAAGUCGCAAACUACAGCUAGCGUUAAUCGAGAUGGUCCCAAGUUCCUUAAUCAAAGUUCGAGGUCAGGUACUUUCUUGAAGGACGAGCCAACGAUUCUGAACAAGUCAGACAUUGAGACGGCUGCCAUUGAUGUUUAG